AUGGUCCGCCGCGAGGCGAGCCACCGUCUGUCCCAGCCCCUGCCUCUUCGCGCCCCCUCGAUGCUCUUAGCUGAGUGUCCCGCGGGGUCCGAAGCGUUUACUUUGAAAAUUAAGAGGGACGGCCGGGGGCAUUCGUAUUGUGCCGCUAGAGUCCCGCCCCUUUACCAUUGUAGCUCCGCCCCCUCGUGUAGCCACGCCCUCAUCCUUGGGCAUAAAAACAGUGGGUUGUUGCAGGUGUUCAAGCCACAGCGCUCCGGUGACUGCAACAGACACCAUGAAGCUCCACCUCCUCCCGCUCGCCCUUCUGAUGUCACUGAUGAUGUCACCAACGAUGAAGAAAGUGUGAGCAACAUCAUCGCCAAAGCCAACAAGGACCUUGACUCUGCGAUGACUGAAGGAGACAUAAAGUCCGACGGCCGCAGAAACGCACUCAGCUGUCGGUUCUGCAAGUGGCCCAAAAGCGGGAGCUACGUCAACAUCUUCUACCGCCUCAGCAACAGCUACACUUCAGAGCAGAAGGACUUCAUUCGUUCUGUGAUGACAGGACUGGAGAAUAAAACCUGCAUCCGCUUCAAAGAUGUGGACAGUGUCUCGUGGUGGAAAUAUUUAAGACAUCUGUCCAUCUACCCAGGGAAAGGGUGCUGGUCGUACAUCGGCAGGGUUUGGAACCUCAGAAGUCAGUCCCUCUCCCUCUCUUCUGGCUGUUUCACCACGGCAACCGUCCAACAUGAGCUUUUCCACGCACUCGGCUUCACCCACGAACACUCCCGCUCCGACCGCGACGACCAUGUGACCGUGCACAACCAGAACAUCCAAUCAGAUAAACUGCACAACUUCAACAAGUACAAAACCAACAACUUGUACACGCCCUACGACUUCAACUCCGUCAUGCAGUACCACAAUUGGGCCUGGACCAGUAACAAGAAGGCGACUCUGACCUCGAAGGAAAACCCAGGGUUGAGAUUUGGAUUUGCGAAGGUUGCAAGCGACAACGACAUCCUGCGGGUGAACCGCUACUACAAGUGCAAUGUCUGA
Molecule: messenger RNA, 1035 nt
Organism: Knipowitschia caucasica
Lineage: Eukaryota; Metazoa; Chordata; Actinopteri; Gobiiformes; Gobiidae
Source: the annotation of a GenBank genome assembly